GCCGUAUGCAAGGAUGUCAUACAUAUAGUAGAUUCUUUUAAAAUUGGACCUAGUUUGCUCGGUCAAGAUGUGUACAAUUAGUGUCACACUGUUGGUACUCUGGCAUUUUUUAAUCGUAAUGCCUACCCUCCCACAGAGGAUGUUGGCUUCGAUAAUAGACCGAGAUAGGGCUAACACGAUCAUUAAUAUGGGAAGGGUUUCAUUUCUAUGUUCCCAGCUCUUCCUGACGGCUGGUAUAGAUUCGGUUCCAAGCUUAUCAAGUUGUUUCCAGAGAGAAGGACCUGGGAGCAAGCUCAACAGUUCUGUGAAUCGAUUGGUGGAGAACUGGUGUCAGUCAACAACAAGGACGAAAAUGAAUUUAUAUCUCAUUUGCUUAACCAGAUUAAAACAGACGCUGCAGGUAAAGACCCAAACCAGACCAUAGCACACUGGAUUCUAGAUGGAUCUGAUUCUGACGUCAGUCUCGUAAAUGGAGCUAGAUACGAAGAGGAGGACGGUGUGAAAUCCUUGUACCUGGACGGAUCAGGGGCUUACGCUACAACCCCAGCAGUGGACGUAAGUCAAACAAGUUUUACCAUCACCAGCUGGGUUAAACUUCAGAGCCCCGUGAAUGUUGACUCGCCCAUCUACGCCGACUGGUCAGAUCCUGUAAAAUUUAUUGUUUAUGGCUACUCGUCUGGAUCGGUGUUCUUUGGAGCGGUUAAUAACGAAGGUCAUUAUCGGCCUUGGUUUGGCGCUGGGUAAGCCGGGCUAUUUGUCUGUUCUUUUCUAAGGGAAGGGUUAUCUGAGUUACGUGAGGAGGAGUGGUCAAGCUUCAAAACACUUCCAUUCCACUUCAGGUUUUCUUCAGCUCAGUGUUAAUGAUUCGGCGAGCAGGAAAGCACGGCACUCUCCUAAAAUAUUGAUUUGUAGUUGUACUGCUUUGCCUGGGAAACUUAACCAAUAUAACUGGAAUGGUUGUCAAACGUUUUGUGGAAGAAGUUUUAAUUAAAUUGGUAUACAUGCAGUACUGGCAGUUCAAUGGGCACAUAACUUGAAAUAAAUCCCAGUUACAUUGGAUAACUAGCUUGUUUGGGCAAGGAGUAUAUGACAUGAUGAAGAGUUUUUCCUUGUGUGCUUAAACAGGAAGUAAAAGGUUCCUUGGUCACGAAUUUCUUGUCAUGGAAACAUUACUUGUCUCUUAGGCAACCGGCCUAGUCCUUUACCUAUUAAAGUCCUUUACUUAUUAAAGUAGCCUAGAAAAACAUGUCCCUUUUGUCGUGGUUUGUUUGUUUGUUUUUUUUUUGAA
Molecule: messenger RNA, 1288 nt
Organism: Orbicella faveolata
Lineage: Eukaryota; Metazoa; Cnidaria; Anthozoa; Scleractinia; Merulinidae
Product: secretory phospholipase A2 receptor-like
Source: RefSeq, a predicted model, not a curated record